Molecule: messenger RNA, 1560 nt
Organism: Osmerus eperlanus (European smelt)
Lineage: Eukaryota; Metazoa; Chordata; Actinopteri; Osmeriformes; Osmeridae
Gene: spi1a
Product: Spi-1 proto-oncogene a
Exons: 5
Coding region: 165-956 (263 amino acids)
Biological process (GO): cell differentiation; regulation of transcription by RNA polymerase II
Cellular component (GO): nucleus
Molecular function (GO): DNA-binding transcription factor activity, RNA polymerase II-specific; sequence-specific DNA binding
Source: RefSeq, a predicted model, not a curated record
CACAUAAUGCUUACUGUCACACUCUUUCCUAUUCAUCUGUCUGACAGCUGUCUAAUCAGUCAGUGCAUCUUGUAUUCAAGGAGAAGAUUUUCUUAAGGAUUGGUCCUGGGUUUUUUUUUUAACCAAAAGUUCAAAAAGUAGCGAUCACACUGCCUGCUGACAUCAUGGAAGGCUAUAUCUUUCCAUCUGCAUCAGAGAACAUAACUCCGUAUGAAACCGAAAACUAUCGACCUCCUUUGGAGUUGAACUCAUACCUCACUGCUGUUGGAGAACCCCAUGAAGAAAAUGUAUGGGAGUACCACCAGCGUGUCCAGCAGGCAGAAUUUGAACAACCUCCAGAAAAUCAUUUAACAGAAUUACGGAGUGUUCGGUCCCAACAUUUUGAUCAAUAUCAAUAUGUGGACACACUGCCUCAACACCUUCCCCUAGACCCAGCGCUUGGAGUCCUUUCAAUAUCACCUCAGAUACCAUAUUACAGCCAUGCCUUGUGUUACCAGUAUCUGCCCACUGUGUCGCCUGCCCAUUAUUAUUCAGAGGAGGAGGACCAACCGGCUCGCAGUCCUCCUCUUGAGGUGUCAGAAGGAGAGUACGACCAAGAAGACCACUUGCCUCUACUCUCAUUGAGAGACUCCAGCAACAAAAGGAAGAUCCGUUUGUACCAGUUCCUACUAGAUCUGCUAAAGAAUGGAGACAUGAGGGACAGCAUCUGGUGGGUGGACCAAGACAAAGGCAUCUUCCAGUUCUCCUCUAAACACAAGGAAGCACUGGCCAGCCGCUGGGGCACCCAGAAAGGAAAUCGCAAACGAAUGACCUAUCAAAAAAUGGCUAGGGCCCUUCGGAACUACGGCAAGACUGGAGAGAUCAAAAAAGUUAAAAAGAAACUGACUUAUCAAUUCAGUGGGGAAAUACUGAGGAAAUUGUACAGAGGGGAGACGUUUCCCUCACUUACACAAUGAUAUUCAUCCAAUACUUGUCAAUAACAAGAAUCUAUGUCCAUGCCAUUUUCUAUGUGUGUGCGUGUGUGUGCGUGCUUUGUAACUGUGGCCCGAUUAUCUUGCGAACGUGGCACUGUAGGAAGUUGAAAUACGCAGGUGUAUUCCAAAGGACCCAAUUCCGUGCAGUGUCGCAUGUGACCUUGUUUGGAUCAGAUGUUUGCAAUAACUACAAACAGGCUAUAGGCCUAUAAACCCGGACGUCGCACUUGCUGCCAUGUCGAGCUGCAACAGAAGCGAUGGAUCUCACGUGCCGCCACUAGUGUCCUAUUCCUAAUUAUUUAUUUUACUUAAUUGUUAAUUUACCUUUAAUGUGUAGCAGCAACAACUCACUUGGCUACACAUUAGCUUUCUAAAUGAAUGGGAUGGGACACAAGUAUAUCAACCAAAAUGAAUGUGUUCUUCUGUUGUGUUCUUGUAUCUAAUUAGGGCUCGUCUUAAUCGACAAUAAAACAAACCGUCAUGUGUUAAUGUUCCAUUUUCUAGCACCAGGACUCUCAAUUCCCAGUUUGUUACUUUGAUUUAGGCCUUUAUCUUAUUCGCCAACACUUUCUUAACCCUUGUGCUG